This is a messenger RNA of Aspergillus clavatus NRRL 1, 555 nucleotides long. RefSeq lists its product as uncharacterized. Bases 1 to 555 code for a protein of 184 amino acids. NCBI's taxonomy places the organism in Eukaryota, Fungi, Ascomycota, Eurotiomycetes, Eurotiales, Aspergillaceae. The transcript is spliced from 5 exons. The record is from RefSeq and is a predicted model, not a curated record.
AUGCGAUCCCCGAUCCUCCUGGGCCUUGUCUCCUUGACAUGCGCAGCAACAACUCUCAUCCCCUCUCCUUGCUUCGACUCCUACUCCUCUCUGGAAGAAUACUUCGCCUACCUGUACCCUUGGGGCUCAGACCAUAAUGGGUCCGCGCAGAUGGGCGGCAACGCUUCCGAGCACGAGUACAUCUCCAUCGACUCGUGGGACGCUGGCGCUGGUCGCGAAGCCAGUUCGCGGCCAGCCUCCUACCAGCGGAGGGCUGGAGAUCAAUUAUCUCCCCGGCGCGGUACACUCGGCCACCACCUUCACCGUCGAGGCCGGCUGAAUGGGGCGGAGACCUGGCCGCCUGCGAUCGAUAUGGCGGAGUGGAAGGGGACCGGGGAUAUUAGUUUCAACACGUUCAAUACGUCCUCCGAGGUGCAGGCUCUGGAGAUCGCAUACUCGUCCCCAGAUGAGUUCCACAGCAUCAGAACGGAGAUCCUCACAACCCAGUUCGCGGGUGACUAUAUCGGCAAGCCAUUACACUUGUAUGUCUUCCUGCACGGAAUUAUAGGCAGAUGA